AUGAAUAUUUCGCUGAGCUCUGUCUGCAUCUCGGCACAGCUUAUGCUCGUUUCGAUUGUGGCUGAGCGAUGGGUAGCUGUCGUUUUUCUUAGUAACUAUGAGAAAGGAUAUAGGAAACUUGGACCAGCAUUGAUAGUAGCUGCUGUUGUGAUCACCAUUGGUAUCUGUCUUUUUCUGUAUUGGGGUGAGACAUUCGACGAGCCACAGAUCAAUGCUCGAGUGCUCCCGAGCACCAUAUUUCUUCGAGGGAAUACGUUAAUAUUCGUAUUGUUAGCUACGAACUUCACCGGCUUUGCUCUGACGAUCGCAUUGCGCUUUGUUAGACCGAAAUUGCAGAUACGGUAA
This is a messenger RNA of Cooperia oncophora, 345 nucleotides long. NCBI's taxonomy places the organism in Eukaryota, Metazoa, Nematoda, Chromadorea, Rhabditida, Trichostrongylidae. The record is from the annotation of a GenBank genome assembly.